Molecule: messenger RNA, 2034 nt
Organism: Clonostachys rhizophaga
Lineage: Eukaryota; Fungi; Ascomycota; Sordariomycetes; Hypocreales; Bionectriaceae
Source: the annotation of a GenBank genome assembly
AUGUCCCUUUCUCCCAACCUAACGAUCAAGAACAAGACUCAGUCAUGCGCCGAAUGCCGACGCCGCCGGAUUCGCUGUGAUGGACAAGUUAUUCCAUGUAGCCAAUGUGUCUACUAUCAAGUCCCAGAGCUCUGCCACUACCCGGCGCGUAAGACACGCAAAGCACCAUCUGUAAAAGAGUAUGCCGACGUGUCCAAUGCAUACGAAAGAGGACGAGGCAUUCUCAACAGGCUCUUCCCGAAACACUCCUUGGAGGACCUCGAACAUCUCUCGUGCGACCAACUUCUCGCUCUGCUUCCCGAUGCAUCUCUCCAAGUGCCUUCUUCAUCCUCCCCCUCCCUUUCCCCUGCACAGCCAUCAGCGCAGCUUGCCGAGGCGCUAUGCGUGGCGGGCGCCUGCGACUCCCAAACUGCCACCAUUCUAGAUUUAGAACCAUCCCCGGAUCAGGAUUUCGAGUGGAAUGAGACCGAAGACGACCACAUUCAUCGACAAUUCUCCGAAGACGACGUCAAUGGUCUUUCUGUGUUGUUCGAGACGGGCAAGCAUUCGUACCUUGGCAUCUCUUCUGUUCCAACCAUUAUGCGUGUCAUGGUUCACAGCUCUUCCCAGCUUCGAAAGGCGAUCCAGAAGAGGCAAGAGACACAGUCGCUGCGACCUCGUCCAUAUCGAACUACAACUCCCAACACGAUAGACCGCUGCACCCGGCCGAUCAUCAACGACGAGGCAUCCUUAGUAGACGCCUACUUUCGGACCGUACACGGCAUCACCCCGAUGAUUGACGAACCGGGAUUCCGGCAGUGCCGGGCGCAGGGUGGUGGGUUGGGCCGGGCUCGCGGGCCGUGGCUCGCCCUCUACAACAUGGUGCUGACGCUCGGCUACAUCGCCGCCAACGACGACAGCCAGCCGGGGCAUGGUAUCUACUUCUCUCGCGCUUCAAGGCAUCUCGAUAUGAGCUGCUUUGCUUCGGGGCACAUCUACACCCUUCAAGCUCUAGCUCUAUAUAGCGGCUACUACCUACACUACCUGAACCGGCCGAACAUGGCCAGCGCCAUCAUGGGUGCCGCUCAUCGCAUGGCCGUCGCCAUGGGGCUACAUCAAGUCCCCCCUAGCAGUAGGGCCUCGUCAGGCCCCAGCAGCAACGUAGAUGCGCGAGCUAGAACGUGGUGGUCACUCUUUUGCCUCGAUGUAUGGGCGGGCACCACUCUGGGACGACCUAUAGGAGGUAUGUGGGAUGUUGAGAGCAUGACUUCGUCGCCAAUGCAUCUUGGGACUGAUCUUGAUUAUCAAUCCAUCUCGAUACGGACCAGCGCCUCAUUCUGCAGGAUAGCUGCCCGCAUACAGGAUCGCAUGGCCCGGCUCCCCUUGAUGCUCCUUGAUGAAUUGAAGCAGUUUGACCAAGAGCUUCUUGCAUGGCACGCUGACGUCCAUCCAAUCUUUCGAGACCCGAAGCAUAGCCCAGAGCUUAUCCGCCUCGCAUCCCUCAUCCUUCAAUACCGGUACCUAGACCAGCGCAUGACGCUUUAUCGACCUUAUCUGCUCCUUCGAUCCCUCAGCGCGAGUAGUCGCAGCGAGCACUCAACCCGUAACGACACCGCGGCCAUUGCCGACACAUGCGUUACGAUUGCUCGUGAGACGAUAGAGCUCAUCAAGGGCAAUUGGUACCCUAAUCAAUUGGUGGCGUGGAAUUCGAGCUGGUUUCUGUUCCAGGCGGUUCUCGUUGUCUUGCUCGGGCUAAGCUCUGCGACACCUGAGACCGACGUCCAGCCUCUUGAGCGUGACAUUGAAGAAUCGCUCAGGCUAUUCAACGAGAUGUGCAGGUGGAGGGGUCCCGCAGCGCACACUCACGACCUGAUACAGUUUAUAUACGAAUCGAGGGCCCUUGAAGAACAUGACCUGGGGGUGGAGGAGCUGCUCUCGGAUGAAGCGCUAAUGAUUUUGCUGGGGUUUGAGCCGAAUAGUAAGCUCGCCUGGGCUGGUUUGUUUGACGGCGAGCAAGGGAGCAAUGAGUCGGGCAUGUUUGGCUUUAGUUUGUAA